Messenger RNA from Parastagonospora nodorum SN15, 2184 nucleotides. RefSeq lists its product as hypothetical. Bases 1 to 2184 code for a protein of 727 amino acids. NCBI's taxonomy places the organism in Eukaryota, Fungi, Ascomycota, Dothideomycetes, Pleosporales, Phaeosphaeriaceae. The transcript is spliced from 3 exons. The record is from RefSeq and is a predicted model, not a curated record.
AUGGCGCCCAAGUCGAGCAAGUCGAGCAACGGCAAACUGCGCAGCUCGGGUCUAUUCACAGAACCACGGCGGUUCAAUCUGGCACGACCGAGACCGCGCGAUGUGUACGAGUUCCCAGAUGAGAGUCCCGAGAGGCGCCCGUACAAGCUGCAUGAGAGGGUGAACCGAGCGCCAUUAAAGAUUCUGAAGAAGAAAAAGGCGCCCCAAGAGGACGUUCCGUUCUCAUCUGAAUCUGUUCAAGCACUAGCUGAGGAGGACGCUUCCGAAGGCUCUGGCUUCACAAACGAGGCGCCUCUGCCCUCAUCACCACCAAGGCUCGCUCCAAACCCCAGUCACGCCGUCGAGAAUGGAGUACAGAUCGAGACACGUCUUCGCAACGGCGCAGUACGAUGUGCCGUCACGUCGUACCGGUCAGGGAAACCAGUGGGCCCACGAUACGAGCAAUGCCACAAGCCAGGCUCUCACGAGACUAAUGCUGGACCCCGGUGCACUCGCCACUUGAGCAAUCCUGGCUCCGUGCGCUGCGGCUUUAUGCUGGUGCACAAUGGAAAUCCUGUCCAGUGUCGUACCGCUGGUGUUAAAGGAACGGCACGAUGCAGUAAACAUGCAGGACAAGAGGCUGCAUGUGGUUUGGGCCCUGUCCACAAACGGAAGUCGAGCGAUAAUGACGACGUGCCUGCCAAACCAUCCAAGUCUGCAAAAGUGCAGCCGCAAGCCACAGCUGGGCGGCGGGCUCAGAAAGAAGCUGAAGAGGCGGUUGUGGUUGAGUCGCAGCCACUAUCAGAUCCAGAAGUACAGUUACCCUCCCGUACGAAAAAGAGGGGAAGACCUGCAUCCACCAUAAGAAGUGAAGGAAGUGGCGAAGAGGAUGAAGUUGCCGAGUCGAUUGAGCCCACAGCGUCGCCGACUUCGAAGGGACAUCGGCGUACGAGAUCAAAGGCCCAUCCUCUCAAAGAGACUAUAUCGGCAGCCGGCUCUAAGAAGUCCAAGAAUGCCCCAAAAGUCACCAAAGCAACGAGAACGACACAAGCUAAGGAUGAUCAACCAUCAGAUGACAACCCAGAAUCGGAUGCAGAGAUACAGAAAGAGCCUGCAAGUUCAGAAGAGGCGGCAUCUGAUGACGAAGAGGAGGCUGGCGAGCCCUCGGAAACCUCCCAAGCUCUCCGGCACGAGAAGCGACCUGGUCGCUGUCAGACUGAUGUCUGCUUGACCAUUAAGAGGGUUUGCGACGAAGCGAGAGGGCGUCUCCGGGGCCACGAUCUUGAGAUCGAACAGAUGGCAGCAAUCGGCGGAAAAGUCCAGGCUGCGCUAAACGAGUUGCGUAAUGUCGAUAGUGAUGACCGUCUUGCAAUCAAGGCGGACAUGUAUGGCCACGUAUUCCGGUCUCUGACCAAGCUGGCCAAGUCUCUAUAUGGGUCUUGGGAUGCCGGGGCCGACACACUGGAGGUCAUGCGCAUCUUAGUGCCCCUCGUGCACCACAUCCUCGUCAUGAAGGACAUGAUGGCAAGCUGGAAGGUCACAGUACCGCAACGGUACGAUGGUGAUAGGAUGGUUGGAGAUGUGAACUCGCAUCUGAUCGCGCCGUUGCGAAAGGCUCAUGACGUCUUGAGUAAAAGACUGCGACAGCUUGAGGGCCGGCAGUGUGCCGCUCGAGACCUUGCAAACAUCGAACGCCAAAUCGGAGAGGAAAACGAAGAGAUGGAGAGGCUGAAGAGCACGGCUGCAGCCCAACGCGACAGAUGGGCCCGCUGGCAACAGUUGCACAUCGCACGCAUGCGUUGCGAGCCGGAUCCGAGGAAACGACUUCCAAAUCUGAAAAUCAUCAAUCUCGAAGACCUUGAAGAUACAGAUGCAAAUGGUAUUAAAUUCCAACGAUUGCCAGUGUUCAAAGAUCGCGAAACUCCGCCACGACGCCACCCUUCGCGCGCCAAUAGAUUGAAGUCGUGGUCGCCCGAGCAGGAACAGGCUCUGCUUGAUGGGCUACAGAGAUUUGCAGGUCGCGAUGUCUUCUACAAAAUAUUCGAAGCUUACUGCCGUCCCCGCACAGGCGGCGUGCUACGCGACUUCAGGGUCUUGGAUAUCGUGACCAAAGCUGCCGAGUUCCGCUCAACCUUGCCAGCAGCGUAUCAGGAGAAUGACUGGGACAUGCCUGAAUGGGUCAGGCAGAUACCCGUCCUGCCCUAA